This is a messenger RNA of Fusarium sp. VM40, 1551 nucleotides long. The record is from the annotation of a GenBank genome assembly. Lineage: Eukaryota; Fungi; Ascomycota; Sordariomycetes; Hypocreales; Nectriaceae.
AUGUCUCUACCACUGAAACAAAACGAGUUUGACACCAGUAUUCGAAGCAACGAUGAUAUUGCAGAUCUUCCGAGGUCGACUGGUCACGAUAUCCUCGAAUCCGACCUUGAGGAUGAGGUGCUUGCGAUGAAAACUCGCCUCGUAAACGAUGCAAAUGAUAAGCUCGGCUGGACGCCUUUCCACUGGAAGCUCUUCUUCCUUAACGGUUUCGGCUAUGCUGUGGACUCGCUGUUGACCAUGGUACAGGGUGUGACUGGCCCCCAAGCAUUUCUAGAGCUUGCCACUGCGUCCUCCUACGUCAAUGCAGGAGUCGUAGCCCAGAAUGUGGGUCUCGUCGUGGGCGCGCUGUUCUGGGGAUUCAGUGCUGACAUGCUUGGAAGACGGCUGGCAUUCAAUGUGACGCUCUGGAUCACUUCUCUCGCCAUGAUCGUGGGGGGCGCUGCUCCUAAUCUUCUGUUCUUGUGCGCUUUCCUGGCAAUAUCGACAUUUGGGUCCGGCGGAAACUUGAUUCUUGAUCCGACAGUGCUGCUUGAGUUUCUUCCGGGUAACAAACAAUGGGUAGUUACAGCGCUGGCUGGGUGGUGGGGACUGGGCCAAUCGAUUACUGGAUUUAUUGCCUGGGGCUUCAUGACUCAAAGUCGUUGGAAUUGUUCCGCCAGCGAUGACUGUGGGUGGAAUAACAACGCUGGCUGGCGCUACGUCAUGUUCACGUGCGGCGCACUCGUUUUUGUCCUCUCUGUACUCCGCGUUACAGUGAUAAGACUCGUGGAAACUCCGAAAUACCUUCUGACAAAUGGGCGAGAUGCCGAUUUGGUAAGGUAUUACCAGGACCAGGCUCGCAAAUACAACAGGCCCUGCACCCUGACGUUGGAGCAACUCCAAGCUUGCGGGGAAAUACGCUUAAAACAGAGGGGGGAGAAGACGUUUAUUGUUAGUGAGGCCAAGAGCCAUAUUCAAGGUCUUUUCGUCUCUCGUAAGACAAUUUUGAGCACGCUUCUGAUAUGGGCCUCGUGGGCGAUCAUGGGAUUGGCUUAUCCACUAUUCUACGUAUUCCUCCCGGCCUACCUCUCAACUAGAAUACCCGGGAAGACGGUAUCGCAAUUCGAGACGUAUCGAAAUCUGACAUUGACAACGAUUUCUGGAAUUCCUGGCCCACUCAUCGCUGGCUACCUCGUUACAACGAGAUUGGGACGCAAGUAUACCAUGUUCAUUGGCGCGCUUUCAGGCAUGGCUCUCUUUUUUGGCAUUACCGGGAUCAAGACCGAUGAACAGAACGUCGGCAUCUCUUGUGCUAUCUCUUGCUGCAUCAACAUCUACUACAGUACAUUUUACGCCUAUACAGCCGAGGUCCUUCCAUCAGCGCAUCGCGCUACCGGAAGUGGCAUCGCAGUGUCCUUCAAUCGGGUCAUGGGCAUUGUAUCAGCUUUUGUGGCUUCGUCUGGCAACACCGCUACAGCUGUGCCGCUUUACGUAUGUGCAGCCCUAUUUGGUGCCUUGGCUUUGAUUGCAGUCUUGUUUCCCUUUGAGCCACAUGGCCGCCGCAGCUCUUGA